GGUUUCGUGCAUUUGCUGUUCGGUGACAACGAACGUCAUCGUGAACUAUAUAAGAACAAAUUAAAAAAGACUAGCCACUAAAUAAAACACAUCAUGCCGCUUGGACACUUACCUGCGUGUGUAAUAGAUGUAGGCACAGGGUAUACAAAGUUAGGCUUUGCGAGUAAUAAAGAGCCUCAACUAGUGAUACCAUCUGCCAUAGCUAUCAAAGAAUCUGCAAAAGUAGGAGACAAUAGUGCAAGGCGGGUCACAAAAGGAGUCGAUGAUCUUGACUUUUACAUUGGUGAUGAAGCUUUCGAAGCUACGGGAUAUGCUGUGAAAUAUCCAGUGAGGCAUGGCCUUGUUGAGGACUGGGACUUGAUGGAGCGAUUCCUUCAGCAGUGCAUCUUCAAAUACCUCAGGGCGGAGCCCGAAGAUCAUUAUUUCCUGCUGACUGAACCCCCUCUCAAUACUCCAGAAAAUCGAGAAUACACUGCCGAAAUUAUGUUCGAAUCCUUUAACGUGUCAGGACUUUAUAUAGCUGUGCAAGCUGUGCUUGCCUUGGCUGCUUCCUGGACAGCGAAAAAUCCAUUGGACAGAAGUCUAACAGGUAUUGUCGUCGACAGUGGAGAUGGCGUUACCCACGUUAUUCCAGUGGCGGAAGGUUUCGUUAUAGGAAGUUGUAUAAAGCACAUACCAAUCGCAGGCCGAGACAUAACGUAUUUUAUUCAGAGUCUUUUGAGGGAACGUGAAGUGGGCAUUCCGCCCGAGCAGUCCCUCGAGACGGCCAAGACAAUUAAGGAAAAGUAUUCAUAUAUUUGUCCGGAUAUUGCGAAAGAGUUUGCAAAGUUCGAUACCGAUCCUACUAAAUUCAAGAAGUUUGAGGGCGUUAACAACAUCACGAAGCAACCUUUCACCGUGGAUGUCGGCUAUGAAAGGUUUCUCGGACCAGAAAUUUUCUUCCAUCCUGAGUUUUCAAACCCAGAUUUUACAACACCGCUCAACGAAAUCAUCGACGAUGUGAUUCAGAAUUGUCCCAUAGAUGUUAGGAGGCCUUUGUAUAAUAAUAUAGUUUUAUCGGGUGGAUCGACGAUGUUUAAAGAUUUCGGAAGGCGACUGCAGCGUGAUAUAAAGAGAACAGUCGAUGCUCGAUUACAGUUGAGUCAAAAACUCAGUGGCGGUCACAUUACGCCAAAGCCAAUAGAUGUCCGCGUCUUGUCUCACAACAAACAGCGCUGUGCUGUCUGGUACGGAGGUGCACUAUUAGCUAGCGAUCCAGAAUUCUACCAAGUUUGUCACACGAAACAAGCCUACCAAGAACACGGACCCGGAAUUUGCCGCUACAAUCCUGCGUUCCGCAGCAUGAUAUAAGGAAGAAGAAAGCAUGAGUGUCUGUGCGUGUUUACUCGGGCAAUCAACCGCGCGCAGCUGACCAACUGACCGACCGACCGAACCAAACGACUUAUCGUAUUUAGUUGUUCUGCAUUCCGCGCAGUUAACCCAACCGUAGCCCAGAAACGAUCAAAAACUGCACUGAAAAAGUCAUGCAACUAAUUCUUACGUAAAACUGCCCAAUGUGAACGUCACAAUUAUUGUGAACGCACUGGGAGUCUUAAUUAAGAUUCAUGAUACUAACUGAUGAUUCGGUGAAGUAAAACAAUUGAGGCCUGCAUUUAAAGAGGGACUUUAGAUAAUAAAGGUAUUACUAUUAUUAUGUAAAAUGAAAGACUAAUACGUGUACUGCGGAACGAUUGUAUAGAAUCUGUACAUACGAAGCGUGUGUUAAAAGAAUCAACUUUUUGAAAUAAUAUCUCUUGUUUUCAACAUA
Molecule: messenger RNA, 1807 nt
Organism: Belonocnema kinseyi
Lineage: Eukaryota; Metazoa; Arthropoda; Insecta; Hymenoptera; Cynipidae
Gene: Arp3
Product: actin-related protein 3
Exons: 6
Coding region: 94-1350 (418 amino acids)
Biological process (GO): Arp2/3 complex-mediated actin nucleation
Cellular component (GO): actin cortical patch; Arp2/3 protein complex
Molecular function (GO): actin filament binding
Source: RefSeq, a predicted model, not a curated record